AUGAGUAGUACUAUAUUUUAUCGUUGGAAGUCGCAACGUGAACCUUCCAGAAUCUUAUUUGAUGGGACUGGGCUAACAGUGUUUGAUCUUAAACGGGAAAUAAUUCAAGAGAACAAACUAGGCGAUGGUGUUGAUUUCCAAUUACGUAUAUACAAUCCUGACACCGACGAGGAAUACGACGAGGAUCAAACUGUGAUUGCACGUUCAAGCAGUAUCAUUGCAAGACGGUCGCCUGCUGCAGUGAAGAUCAAUAUGGGAGGUGGGAGCACUAGUAACAGAACUCCACAUAAGAUGAUUGGUAAUGCAGCUAGAUACGUGACAGGUAGACCUCGUGUAUUUAAUACAACCUCAAAACGUCCUGGUCCAAGUGCAAUGACAAAUAACAGUAAUAAUAAUAGUAGUAACACUGUGAGUGAGGAAGAUCGAAUUGCGAAUAUGUUUGCAAAUCAAGAAAAUCAAUGGGAACAAACACAACAAGAGAUGUCCAGUGCGACGCCUAUAUUUUUCAAGAACAAUUCACAUAAUAGUGGUAAUGCUGAUGAUGGCCCACCUCCGCCAGGGUAUAUGUGUUAUCGAUGUGGUUCCAGAGAUCAUUGGAUCAAGAAUUGUCCAACGAAUACCGAUCCUAAUUUUGAAGGGAAACGUAUUAGACGUACCACGGGUAUUCCAAAGAAGUUUUUAAAGAGCAUUGAGAUUGAUCCAGAGUCGAUAACACCGGAGGAGAUGGCACAGCGAAAGAUUAUGGUUACUGACGAAGGUAAGUUUGUUGUUCAAGUGGCAGAUGAACAUUCAUGGGAGGAUUACCAAAGGAAACAACAACAUCGAACUAUGAACUCAAAGGAUGCGAUCUGGGAGAAGGAUCAUUUCAAGGAUUUACCAGAGGAAUUGAAGUGUCCGUUGACGCAAGGGUUAUUAAGAGAUCCUGUACGGACAUCGAAAUGUUGUAAUAAGGCUGUUUCGAGAGUGGCAAUGGAGGAUUCGUUAUUAGAGAAUGAUUUCAUAUGUCCAUUGUGCCACAGCGAAGAUACGUUAUUGGAUUCGUUGAUCAAGGAUGAAGAGACGCAAGAGAAAGUUGAUAAAUAUCUAGAGACGAACAACAGUAAGGAUAGUGAUAACGACAACAGUACUGAGAAUACCACUACUACACAUAUUGACAAGAAAUUAAAACCAAUGAUGCCACCACCAAUGAUGCCUUUCCCUAUGUUCCCGCCAUUUAUGCCACCUGGACCAUUCCCCAAAUAA
This is a messenger RNA of Maudiozyma barnettii, 1242 nucleotides long. RefSeq names its product cleavage polyadenylation factor subunit MPE1 (gene MPE1). Gene Ontology annotation, cellular component: nucleus. NCBI's taxonomy places the organism in Eukaryota, Fungi, Ascomycota, Saccharomycetes, Saccharomycetales, Saccharomycetaceae. The record is from RefSeq and is a predicted model, not a curated record. The transcript has a single exon. Gene Ontology annotation, biological process: mRNA processing; protein ubiquitination; ubiquitin-dependent protein catabolic process. The coding region runs from base 1 to 1242 and encodes 413 amino acids. Gene Ontology annotation, molecular function: ubiquitin protein ligase activity; zinc ion binding; nucleic acid binding.